Messenger RNA from Vicugna pacos (alpaca), 1056 nucleotides. NCBI's taxonomy places the organism in Eukaryota, Metazoa, Chordata, Mammalia, Artiodactyla, Camelidae. The record is from RefSeq and is a predicted model, not a curated record.
AUGAGCGUACAGGACAAAGGUGUGAUUAAAAACAUCUCCCCUGCCGACGCCUAUCGGGACUUCCGCCUGGCUUUCGUUGGUUGGAAGCCUCUGACAGACCUGGUCCUGGAAGGCAGUGUCCACAGUGAUAAGAGGCUGCUGCUGCUGCUGUGUGAGCUCUUGAAACAUUCAAGGUGUGAUGUGCGUUGUCUCAGGUUGGGAUCUUAUUCUGACACUGCUCAGCGGUGGGCUGCUUUCUCCUCAGCUCUCAAAAUCAUCCAGUCCCUGAAAUACCUGGGUCUCACAGCCAGUGAGUUCCUGGAUGAGGGUGUCAAGUUGCCAUGCACAACGCUGAGACACCCAGAGUGCUUCCUCCAGAAGUUGUCGUUGGAAAACUGUCACCUUACAGGAGCCUGUUGUAAGGAGCUGUCUUCCGCUUUGAUUGUCAACCAGAGGCUGACCCACCUGUGCUUGGCCAGAAACAGCCUAGGGGAUGGCGGGGUGAAAAUUCUGUGUGAGGGACUGAGUUAUCCCGAAUGUAAACUACAGACUUUGGUGCGGUGUCAUUGCAACAUAAACAGACAAGGCUGCAGAUAUUGCAGAUAUAUUGCGAGGCUUCUCCAGGGAGACUCCAGCCUAACAGGCUUGAGCCUGGGUUUCAACCCCACGGCCACUGGAUUGUGUUUUCUCUGUGAAGCUCUGAAGAAGCCAAACUGUAACCUGAAAUGUCUGCGGCACGAGACAUUCUGAAGUGGGUCAGCUUCAUAAAAACAAGAAAGUCUUCUUGACAGCGGACAAAGCAUGUGUCAACACACAAAUGUUAGUGUCGGGAAAACUAGACGCAGACUUACGUCACAGAACGUAUGGUAUGCUGAGUGGACAGUGUUCAUAAUUAAUGACUAUGGCAUUUAUAAUUGAUGGAAUUCUAAGUGUUAAGGUCUUCUAUAGGAGGACAUAAUGGUAUUUGGUUUUGUUAAUAAAUUCAAGACAAAGUGAAUCGAUAAGGCAGAACUUCUAUAAAGGAAAGGUGAAAAGCAGUUGUCAAGGAGAACUGAAAAUGCUUUGCAUUAUUUUUUA